This is a messenger RNA of Myxocyprinus asiaticus (Chinese sucker), 3336 nucleotides long. It is a transcript of the gene dact1, whose product is annotated as dishevelled-binding antagonist of beta-catenin 1. The record is from RefSeq and is a predicted model, not a curated record. Gene Ontology annotation, cellular component: cytoplasm. Bases 292 to 2775 code for a protein of 827 amino acids. Gene Ontology annotation, biological process: negative regulation of JNK cascade; negative regulation of canonical Wnt signaling pathway; regulation of Wnt signaling pathway, planar cell polarity pathway. Lineage: Eukaryota; Metazoa; Chordata; Actinopteri; Cypriniformes; Catostomidae. The transcript has 4 exons.
ACGGGGUGCAUCACCACUGCGCUCUCUCUCUCUCCUUCUGCCACAAACAUUUGGAUUUUGACUUUUUCAUUCGGAGCUUCAGUAAAGGCAACAUGCUUUUAACCCACGCAUAACUCUGGACAAAUAGCAUUGUGCACUUUUGGAGGAUUUCUUGUUCUUCUAAGGUUUAAUGGUGUCACUUUCAGUAACUGGAUACUGUCUGACAAUGUAAUAAGUGUAUUUCAGAUGCAUUGGCCACUGAUGGUGUGAUCAAACUGUUUUAUUGCCUGUGGUGGAUAUAUCUUUAAAUGCAUGAGUAAUUUGUCAGAGAUGCUGGUGUCCAGGGAUUAUUGCGCUCUCAUGAUGCGGGAUCGGAAGGAAUGCGAUGCGCGCUCCCGGGAGAAGGCGGCGGCGGACGCUGAUCUGGAGCGGGUUCGAAUCCGGGAGCGUCUGGACGCGACUGUCGCGGGUCUGGCUGAACUGGAGUAUCUGAGACAGAGACAAGAGCUGCUGGUCAGGAGUGUGUGUAACUAUCAGAACACUGCUGGAGAGGACAAACCCUGCGUUAUUGUCGAAGACAGUUAUCUGAACAGCGAGGAAAAACUUUUGGAGGAGAAUAUUUUAUUACUGAGAAAACAACUGAAAUGUCUUAGAAGACGAGAUGCUGGUUUGAUCAGCCAGCUCCAGGAAUUAGACAGACAGAUCUGUGACCUGAGGUUGGACACAGAGACCUCACAUGAACACGUGGAAACAGACAGUCGGCCAAGCUCAGGCUUUUACGAGCUAAGUGACGGUGCUUCAGGCUCCCUCUCCAAUUCCUCUAACUCCGUCUUCAGUGAAUGUUUGUCCAGUUGUCGCUCCACCACCUGCCUGUGCACCCCCCUCGACACCUCACUCUGUGCCUCUGAGGGAAGACUUAAGUCUGCAGACGAGCUGGGCAUUUGUGCUGAUUGUGAUUGCCAGUGCGAAGAAUCAAGUUCCGGAACAGUCCGCAGGUCUCUCUCUGCAUCUUACUCCCCUUCCCCGGAUGGCUCCUGCGAUGGCUUGUCCAAGUUUCACAGUGAUCUUGUCGCCAAAAAUGGAAGUGAUGUUUACCGGUACCCAAGCCCUCUCCAUGCAGUGGCUGUCCAGAGCCCCGUCUUCUUCCAAUCCAUGACCGGUCACCUAAAGGAUGAUUCUAGCUUUUCCAAGCCUGAUGAAGCAUUGAGUAAUGAGCAGAAACCUGAGCAGGCCAUAGGUUCUCAGAAUUCAUCCUGGCAUGCUUCUCAAACUUUCCCAAACAAAAGACUGGAUGGUUAUAUCUUUGGGCUACUUCAAAGGAGGGCACAGCCCUUGAGGACCAACAAACCCAGAACAAGCAUCAACACCGACCCCUCCAAAAGCAUUUUAAGGCAGGCUAGUCUCAGCUCACGGAACCCUGCUGCUGUCCCUGCCCUGCAAUGGACCUCUGAAUUCAAGCCAAACUGGCAGACAUGUUUACAAGAUGCGUCAGCAACUAGCACUGAGCCAAGUACAGCUUCGCCCCAAAGACAGUGGUCUGCUGAGUUCAAGGGAGGAACUCUACAAAAUGGAGCAUCUUGUGGUCCAAUUCAACCACAGAAUGGUUACUCAACCACCAAUGAUAACAACAUGAAUUGCCUCUUGAAGAAGAAAGGUCCUGGAGCCAGUAAGUGCCAGCCAUUGAGUGUUACAUCGAAGGACUGCCAGGAUUUAGGCAGCCCAAAUGCAGUUUCCUCCCCCAAACUCAACAAGCAUUCUUAUUACACUGUGGAGGACAGUAAAUCAGGCCAGGCAAUGAAAGCAAGCCCUCUUAAGAGGAGCCCCAAGGCGCUGACUCAAGUAGGCUGUUGUAAAGAAGCAGAGCGACUGGCUUCAGAAUUGCUCAGCCUUGGUUCUUCCUCACAAAGCCAAGACGAGGGAGGUCAACUGGUCAAUGCCCAGUACAUCCCUGCUGAAAAACAGAAUGUAAAUCUCCGCAAAGGUGGCACCAAGAACAUCAAGGUUGUCAAAGUGAAAAAUACCAGUGCAAAAGGUAGAGCUCAUGUUCACGAGCAAGUUUUUGAGACUGGCCGUGACAAGCAUCGGACAACAUCUAUGAGGUCUCGACAAGUGGAUUAUGUCCAUUACUUGCACAAAUCCUCCAAGAAGGCCACCACAAAAGCCAAGAGAAUCCCUGCCUCCAUUCCUGAAGGACGAAUCCUGGAGAAACACACAAGCUCUACAGGUCGAUCAUCUGCUCAGAGACACCAUGGACAUCACCGGCAUCAUGAGGCAGUACUGGCCAAGCCCAAGUAUAAGCGCAAUGACUACUACCGGCGGCCCAGGGGUCUCCAUGAGAUCCCAUACGAGGAGGCUUUCAGGAGAGCUCACCGGAGGCAGAAAAGAGAAAUGCUGGGCCACAUGUCAGCCAUGAACCUGCCUUCUAACACACACUACACCAGUCCCUAUGCCUACAUCGGUAGCGACUCUGAAUACUCAGCGGAGUGUGCCUCCCUCUUCCAUUCUACCAUUUUGGACACAAGUGAGGAUGAGCGCAGUAACUGUACCACCAACUGUUUUGGGGACAGCGAAUCGAGCGCUAGCGAGGCAGAAUAUGUGGCUGAGAGCAGCACUAGCAGUGACUCUGAAGGCAGUGCAGGGGUCAGUUGGCCCCAGUUUAACCAGAUAGCCUCUGGAUCCCACGGAAUGACGUCAGCACAGGCAAAAGCUUUCGUCAAAAUCAAGGCUUCACAUAACUUAAAGAAGAAGAUCCUGCGUUUCCGAUCAGGCUCGUUAAAACUCAUGACCACAGUGUGAGAUACUUGUUAGAAUGGAGCCAAUAAAAUUGGCUGUCCUUCAUAUAAUCAAGUGCCUAGACAGAAUUCAGCUGCACGGCCUAAAACUCCCUGUCACACACUCUCGUUCAGAGACAUACUCCUUUGCCUGCACUUUCACACAUAAGCAAAUGCUUUGAAUCCUUGAUGUCAUUGUCUGUAGCCUUUUGUAACUUUUUUUUUUUUAUUUGGUAUUUAUUAUAAAUUCAGCUUUUGCUGUGAUGCAUCUACAUAGCAACUUCUAUGUAAAUGCUUUAUUCAUACAUGGUUUACUUUUCUAAAUAAUAUAUUUAUAACUUAAUAUAUUUAGUUUUUGACAUACAUGGAAACAGGAUAGGAAGUAUGACUCAAAGUAUGUAUGACUUGAAGUAGUGUAUCGCAGAUGCAGUCUUUUUGAGAAAUGUUCAAUGUUUCCAGGGCAAAGUCACCUGCUGAUCAUCAAGGUCUUUUGUUAUGCACAUUAAAUAUGCAUGAGCAACAGCUUCACCAUUUACCUUUUUAUCUGUAAAUGACCUUUUUUUGUAAAAUAAAUGUUAAUGUUGAU